This is a messenger RNA of Penicillium soppii, 873 nucleotides long. RefSeq names its product fungal specific transcription factor domain-containing protein. Gene Ontology annotation, cellular component: nucleus. The record is from RefSeq and is a predicted model, not a curated record. The transcript has a single exon. Lineage: Eukaryota; Fungi; Ascomycota; Eurotiomycetes; Eurotiales; Aspergillaceae. The coding region runs from base 1 to 873 and encodes 290 amino acids.
AUGAUCCCCCAACCCGACAUUCCCCUCCCAAUGAACGAAGCAACAUUCCUCAGCAUGAGCCGCACCCAAGGCUUCACCAUAGAAGUGGAAACAGAUCGGGCUUCAUCUCUCCUAGCCCAAAUGGUCCUCCUAAACCGAAUUCUCUGCGAAAUUAACGACUUCAACAUCAAAGCCGCAGAAACAACCCUGGAAACAGCCUACAUAGCGACAAGCAUCUCCGCACUCUCCGCCAAACUCGAUAACUGGCUCGCCCACCUCCCAACACACAUGCACGACACCCGCGAAAACCUACUAUCAUUCGCUUCCCAAGGCCUAGGCCAGCUCUUCGUGACCCUUUACCUGGGCUACUACCACUACGGCCAGAUGCUAUUCUACAGAUUCCUGCACGAAGACCUCCGUGGCUACGUGCCACGCACACACUUCUAUGCAAAUAAAUGCAAAGAGCACGCCGUGCUGCUGUGCGAGAUUAUCUACAGAUCCGACGAGGUGCCCGGCUGCGACGUGCUGUACAAUAUGGUGGGGCAUGUUCUCGUCAUUGCAUCGACUGUUCAGAUCCAUAUUUUGCUGUUCGGGGUUGAUGGUGAGAGUGUUGCGCGGGCGAGGGGCAGGCUGGAGAGGAAUUUCUGUAUUCUUACGAGGCUUCGCAGGCUGUGGCCUACGCUUGAUGUUUGUAUGGAGCGUUUGCAGGCAUUCCAUCGAGCUUGUAGGCGCUCUGUUGAUACUAGCUUUUGUAUGGAUAGGUGGAUGGUGAGAUUUUUGAUUGAGUUUGCUAAUCCAGUAAGUGAUAAGGAUUCUGGUGAAAUCGAGAGGACGUGGGAAUUAGGGGAGAUUGGUAACUCAGAGGCAUUGUUGGGAGAUAUAUCAGAAAGGUAG